AGGAAACAUCGAGUACAGGUGAAAAGUAAAGAUGACUGUGGCAUAGUGGGAAGGUUGGUCAGUCUGGCCGGUUGAGGUGUGGAGGGGACACCAAAAACCAAGCCAGGAUUCUGACAAGCAAAUUCCCCGGUACCCUUGCUGCUUCUCCUCCUCCUCUUAAAGGCUACAACCAUGGUGACUCUUAUCACAGAGCAGCUCCGUAAGCAGAGUUUGGAGGAGCCAUAUCGCAAGGCUUUCUCGUUCAAUGUAAGUAUGUCGCUGCCUGCAGUUGGUUCUAGCCCUACAGUUUCUUGGAGUACUUACGGAUCAACACAAGAGAGCAGUUGGGCUGCUUACCCAUUGUCCAAAGCCCAUCUCCUGGAUGCUCCCUCUGGUCAUGUGUCCUGUGUCCCAGUUGAAGAACCUCUCCACCAUCCACAAGGUCCCAGCACCUCAGUCACAGACCUGACCUUCCAGAGUUCCCCUCCCCCGCCCCCCCCUCCAAAACGCCACUGCCGUUCUCUGUCUGUUCCAGAGGACCUGUCUCGCUGCCGCUCUACCUGGCGACCCAGCGCGUCCAAGGUUUGGACACCUGUCAAACGCCGCUGCCAAAGUGGAGGAGUGGCCAGUAUAGGAUCUGCACCUAGCUCUUUGCCACUCCGUGGCCCGAGUGCCUCCCUCACGUCUUCUUCCCUCCAUUCUUCCUCCAGUCCUACCUUCUUUAGCUUGGCGCUGUCCUCUGACUCCCCAUUACCCUGGAGCUUCCCUUGGGACCCCUCUGACACAUUAAGGGGCGCUUGCUCCAACUUCCUCCCUGCCCCUUCCUCCUGUUCCUCCUCCCCUGCCCCACUGGCAACCUCUCAUUCACUGCUUCAGCGUCGUUUUUCCCUCUCCCCUGUGCAUAUUCGGGAGGCCUCUGUGCCACUCUUGCCUGCUCAACCCUCCCGUGCUUCUGCUUUGACCACUGGCUGUUCUGCCAUGGACCCCCCAGCACCCUCCCCAUCUCCCACCUCAGCCUGCAGCACCCCAUCCUCCUCCAGGCGCGUCCUGCGUCCUUGCCUUCCAAGAUGCCACUCUCAGCCUUGUGACAUGCGUAAGCCUCGCUUGAAGAGGCGCCAUGACCCAGACAUUCAACCCUGCCCAAGACCAGGCCUCGACUUUGGCAAGAUGACUCAGCUUGGUAGUGGUGAAUCCCUUGGCUGCAGAGCAGGUAGCUGCAUGAUUUUGGAGCCUUCCAAGGGGGACCGACGUUCUGCCUUCUCCCCUGCUGAGUUCAUGGGACGGAACAGCAUUGGCCCACUAAGUGAAAGUGAGGAGGAGGAAGAGGAUAAAAGACCAGGGAAUGUAUUGGCUGGAGUACAAAAAAUUGUUUUUGAGAGAGACUGCACAGAGCUAGACUUGAAUCUUAUAGAGGAGAACUGACAGCGCCUUGGUGCUUCCUAUGUGACCGACUGCAUUCAUCACCAUGCUAACCACACAUCAUAUAGGCUACACACGCUCUUCUCGGGUCCUGCUGCCCUAAUAAGGCACAUGUUGGGACCCUUUAAUAAUUGAAGAAUCAACAAAUAAGCUGCCAGUAUAAAAAUACAAUAUUAUUGUAAUGCUUGAGCAAACACAAUGGUCAGCAUUUCACAAAAGAUGGUGCCUGCCUCUUCAGGAUUCUGUUGGCUUAUAAAUGAGUUUAUAUGCACACAGUACUCUGGCUGAUGAUUUGAUAUCAUAAUUUUAAAGGCUUGUUCAGGAUAAUCUUUUAUAGAUGUUGGUAUCCUGAUCACAAAAACCCUUAAUACACAUUUUAACAGAGAAAAAUUAUUGCAAAUAUCAUAGAAAGAACUUGUAUGGAGGGGAAAAAAUGUUAGUAAAUGAGAAACGUGACUCCAUGUACGGUAUGUCUCCAAUCUCCAGCAAUUGUAUUUGUUUUUUCUCAAUCUAGAUUUUGCAUUGUCAGGGAUCUCAAAAGAAUAGUUGAAAUAAUAGUUUUUUGUUUUUUUUUACAAUUUGGGUCUUAUUUGUGGAGUUUUUGUCAUUAUGCAUAUUGGUUAUGAUUAUCCUAUUGCUCAACAGGUUCAUGGUGGAGAUUUUGGACAUGGGAGCACUGCUAGUCAGUUUUAAAACCAUCUUUUGGGGCCACAGAACAUGAGUGUCAGACAUCUUUCAAUAAGUCCAAUUUAACCCAGUUACCUUGAUAAUGAAUAAAUAUUUAACCAUUGCAGCAGGUUUACUAGGAUUUGGAUUUUAUACAGUAGUUUGUGAUGGUGAGCCACAGACAUCCGUAGACGUCGCUUAGGUCUUCUGACCAGGGCUUACUGGUUGUCCCUUGCCCUCGACUGAAAACAAAAGGUGAUCAUGCCUUUGAAGUUGUGGCUCCGACACGGUGGAACGUUCUUAUAGACCUACAAUCUGUGGUCUCUGUUGAUGCCUUUAAAAAGCAGCUGAAGACUCAUUUAUUCAAACUAGCCUUUUUCACCUCAUGCUGUCUAGUGUUUGUAAUUUUGUGUGUUUUCAAGUUCUUUUGUUGCUUAUGUUUUGUUUCUUCUUUUUUUUUUUUUACUGUUUUUAUGGUCUUUAUUUUUAACAGUUUUACUCUCGUGAAGCACUUUGUGACCUUGCUUUGUGAAAGGUGCUAUAUUAAAUAAACUUUACAUUAUAGACAAAACUUCGUGCACAUGGAUAACUGCAGUAAGUAAGCUGGUCAUUCUGUAAAUUCAACCAGGAAGUUGGGCAUUUUGAGUGAUUACUUUUACUGUUUCUCACUUGCAAAUGCAUGGUUUAGAUAAUUGGGUUAGAUUGGACUUGUUAAAACGUCUUGACAUUCAUAUU
Molecule: messenger RNA, 2799 nt
Organism: Lampris incognitus (smalleye Pacific opah)
Lineage: Eukaryota; Metazoa; Chordata; Actinopteri; Lampriformes; Lampridae
Product: protein FAM53C-like
Exons: 6
Coding region: 172-1401 (409 amino acids)
Biological process (GO): protein import into nucleus
Cellular component (GO): nucleus
Source: RefSeq, a predicted model, not a curated record